AUGGAAGCAAAAACAUCGGAAAUGGAAUUCGAUAAGCUCGAGAUGGACCUGAUUGGACUCGACGGUUCGAAAUCUCGGUUCCGUAAAAGCCAUGGAAUUGUAGUGGUCUUCAUUGUAUGGGUACUAAUGUGCCUUCAAACACUGGUGUGUUUGUGUCCAAUAUUCUACGGUACGUCACUUUGGAUGUCUCACAUUGACUUCAAAUUGGAAGACGCCGAAGGGUCUCUGUGGUUCAUGGCAAUGCAGGAGAGUCUAAGUUUACUAUCAUCGCUUUCGAAUGAUAUCCAUGGCCUGUCAGUCAUCGAUGAGCGAGCAGUCGCAUCGAUCUCCAAGAAUAAAUACACAUUUGAUUUUGCUAGCUGGUGCCGAAGCAACAGCCAUACCAAAUCAGCCGUAUGCUAUCGAGGACCAGGACUUGAUGUCAUUUCUAGCUUCAUCACCGACUUUGGUGCUCAAGUGGGUGAAUUUGGCAACUCCGAAGACCCAAUCCAACUUGGAAUGAACUUGGCCAAUACUUACAUAAAGGCAAUAACCGAGCUUGACGAGGUUUACAUUCACACCAUCAGAGCCAACGAGAAGACCACCAUUGACAUGGAGAAAUUGAAGCUCGUUCAUCAGUUGAAGAAGUCGCGGACUGUUGGACAUGCAAUGUGGAUUCUCAAGACGAUCCAUGGAUCUAGUGUGGCUUCCAUAUGUGCGUACAAGUUUGCACCGAUCAUAAAGUGUUUUUCAUUUUACAAUAAUGUGAAGUGUCGUGGCAGAUUGACAGGUUUGAUUUUCGCUGUAUCGUUGUUGAUCGUGUGCCAGUUGUGCACUUUUGCAAUAGCGAUAACAGAAUCGCUUUUCGCAGCCAUUCUCAAUACUCACUUAGCACCUUAUGGGGUGUGUCUCGUGCAUGGACCAGCAUUUUUUCUUCUUCUACUCGAAUUCAUGUUGGGAGCACUUGUCACAUAUCACAUUAUCAUAUAUUAA
This is a messenger RNA of Sungouiella intermedia, 972 nucleotides long. Lineage: Eukaryota; Fungi; Ascomycota; Pichiomycetes; Serinales; Metschnikowiaceae. The record is from the annotation of a GenBank genome assembly.